Phycodurus eques (leafy seadragon) is the source of this 3089-nucleotide messenger RNA. RefSeq names its product zinc finger protein with KRAB and SCAN domains 7-like. Gene Ontology annotation, biological process: regulation of DNA-templated transcription. The transcript has 3 exons. The coding region runs from base 86 to 1408 and encodes 440 amino acids. Gene Ontology annotation, molecular function: DNA-binding transcription factor activity, RNA polymerase II-specific; RNA polymerase II cis-regulatory region sequence-specific DNA binding. The record is from RefSeq and is a predicted model, not a curated record. Lineage: Eukaryota; Metazoa; Chordata; Actinopteri; Syngnathiformes; Syngnathidae.
AAGAUAGCACUGCAUAGCAGACCGCGUUUUAACGGGACGGCAACUUGUGUUCUCGUGUGCUCGUUGAACUGUCUAAAACAUCAAGAUGUUGAAAGAAUUGGUAAGGGAGCGACUCAUUGCGGCCGCCGACGAAAUCUUCGGACUGUUUGAAGGAACGAUCGCGUCGUACGAGGAGCAACUUUGUCGAGCGAGAGAGGAGACCGAGCGACACCGACGACAACUGGAAGCCGUUUGCAAAACACAAAUUGUCGUACGCCUCGAAGACAUCGAGCAGCUGAUUGGUCGCCAGGAAGACCUUGCCCCAGAGCCGCAGUGGGGGAGCUCCAGUUUGGAGGAAGACUAUCCGAAGCCCACCCACGUUAAAGAGGAAGAGGAGGAGGCUGGUGUCUGCAAGUUGCCACUGAAUGGCGUCUCCAUGGAGAGUGAAGCCUAUGAAGACCAACCACCUGAAUGGUCACAGUUUUCUCAUCACAGUCCAAGUGGUGACCACUGUGGAGGACCACCACCAGACGACCUCUUAGCUCUACUGUCACCCAGUGACGACGAAGAACCUUUGAGGAGCGACACAGACUGUGAAGACGUCCAGCAGCUGAUUGGUCGGCAGGAAGAACUUUCCCCUCAGCCGCUGUGGGGGAUCUCCAGUUUGGAGCUGGAGCAUCUACAGCACCCCCACUUUGAAGAGGAAGGGGAGGAGGCUGAUGUCAGCAAGUUGCCACUUGCUGGUGUCUCUGUGAAGAGCGAAGAAGAGAAAGACGAACCACCUGAGUGGUCACAGCUUUGUCAUCACAGUCCAAGUGGAGACCGCUGUGGAGGACAACCACAAGACAGCCUCUUGGCUCCAAUGUCAGACAGUGACGACACAGAAGAACCUUUGGAGAGCGACGCAGACUGUGAAGGCGACGACAACCCGUCGAAACGUUCUCAAAAAGACGCAACUCCUAACAAGAAAAGUUCUCGAAAACGCCAGAAGUGUCACGCACUUAAAGAACAUUUCAGCUGCUCAGUUUGUGGUAAAGCUUUUACUUGUAAGUCACAUUGGAUGAGACACAAGAAGACACACACAGGGGAAAAAUCCUUUUGUUGCUCAGUUUGCGGGAAAACAUUCUCUCGAAAGGAACAUGUGGAAUUGCACAUGAGAACACAUACAGGAGAAAAACCCUUUCGCUGCUCAAUUUGCGGUACAAGAUUCUCUGUCAAACAAAGUAUGAAAAAACAUAUGAGAACCCACACAGGAGAAAAACCCUUUAGUUGCUCAUUUUGCGGAACGAAAUUUUCAAGAAAUGAAAGUCUGGAAAAACACAUGAGAGUGCACACAGGAGAAAAACCAUUUAGUUGUUCAGUUUGUGGUGGACGCUUUGCUCAAAGGUCCAAUAUGACCAGACACAUGCAGAUACAUAAAAAAGAGUAAAACAAAAUUACAGUAGUCCCCCACAAUACCGCGGCAUCCAAAGUGGACCACGUUGUUUUUAACCCAUUUAAUACCAAAAAAAACGUAGUUUUAACGUCUUUUAGAACUUGAUCACCUAAUCCCAAAGACGUAGUUUUACGUCUUUGACGUUUUUGUGCGCCACAGGCUUCAGAAGGGGGCUGACGUCACUUCUCACCAUAGGACUAGGCCUGAGAGCACUUUUAAUCCCCAUAAAAACGGACACUAGAUGGCAGCAGUGCAUCAUACAAUUUUAGAAUUUUGGUAUUACUUACCAAUGUACUACCGCAAACUACUAAAGAAAGGCAAAAGAUAGAAACAAACUUUUUUUCUGUUUGAGUGAUGGAACUUAAUCUUUUUUUCGGUGGGUGCCAUGUUUAUAUAGCCAUAGAACACAAUAUUCUGUGUUCCUUGAGAGAUCGGUGGAAAUCCUCUAAACUGAGGGGGGUUCUCUUUUUUUGUUGUUGUAAAUGCUGUGUUUUGCUGUGCAGUAACAAAUGCAAAUCAUGUUGCAAAGCUGAUUCAUUAUCAAGGUCAUCUUUAUUCAAUUUCCUUAUCUUCACUGGUAAUGAUUUACUUGUGUUGUGCUUCGGGCUUCACAUAGAAUACAGGUGUCAACCUUGAGGCCCGCGGGCCAGAUCGGGUCUGAUCUUUCCUCGACUUCUGCUUGUGUUGUCCUCCUACAUGAGUGUAGUUAUUUUACUUUUGUGUCGUGUGAUGUAACAUUGCGCCCUAGUUGACAAAUAGUUAUUUACAAUGCAAUGGCAGCAAAGCAUUGUUUCAGUUUGUAACCGUAUGCGACGCUGUGUACGUCGGCUAAAGAUCAGGCAGCAAAUUUCUUCGGUUAAUGCUUGCACGUUGGAUACCAUCUGUCUGAAAGUUAAGUUAAGGCCUUUUCACACUGCAGUUUCUCAUGAACAGUGCUUCGAGGUGUAUUUCAGGCUGAGCGGGGAGCGUUGAAAAGGAGUUUGAAAGCCUCCCGUACAGACGUCUCGGUAUAGUAUUUUUCGAGCGGUCCAAAGUUUGGAAUAGUGGGACACUGCAAUUAUUAUGCCUUCCUCCAUUUCCCCCUUGCCAUUUACAGUACAACUCCACCAAAAUAGCAGACAGAAAUCACUCCACCCGCUUCGCUCCCAUUGGAGGAGCUUUUUGAUGUCACUGCGUCAAAGCUCCCGAAUACAAUUUUUUUUCUAUCCGAUGAUUCGACGCUGAGCAUCAGACGCCCUCUGCUUUGGCGCGAUACUCUGCGUCACGUCAAAACGCGCUGACGCCACCUCAGCAUACACACAAUGAACGGGCAAGUCGAGGGCGUCAGACGCCUUGCCAAGUGAAAGAGCCGUUAUGGUAAAUUUUUCAUGUUGCUUUGUGUAUUACGUAACUUUGUAUUGUUCAUGUUUUCAUGUGGUAGCUUAGCACGUUAGCUAGUUAACUAGCAAGCCCUCGCUUGACUGUAAUCAGAAGUGAUGAUGUUUCCCUUUGAUACUUUACUUGUUCACGUGCUAGAUCCGGGUUACUCAAAUGCAUAUCUUGAAGGGCCGCAUAUACAUUUCGCAAUGAGUCAAAGGUCGUUUUAUUGAGCCUGGUCAGGCCACGUGAGAAUACUGUCAUAUUCAAAACAAAAUGUCCUUUUCAUUCAAAACAGCAACAUUUUGAGAAUUAAAAU